AUGUCCGCCACUGUUCCUGUUUGUUACUCAGACGUCGGUAAAUCUGCUAGUGAUCUGCUCGGCAAGGAUUAUCCAGUUGGUACAAUUAAAUUCGAAUCCAAGACCAAUGCCCCUAAUGGUGUGUCUUUUAUCCUUUCUGGUCAAAAAGACUUGAAGUCUGGGAACAUCAAUGGAGAGUUCAAAAGCAAAUACAAUUACCCCAAAAAAGGCUUUCUGUUCACUGGAACUUGGACGACAAACAAUUACUUAAACACCCAAGUUGAACUUGACAAUAAUCUUGCAAAAGGGUUAAAAUUGGACUUGAGCACAAAUCUCCAACUGAAUACCGGCAAUAAGAGUGUUAAAGGAGGUUUGAUUUUCAAACAACCGGGUUUCCACACUAGACUUUAUGCUGACCUUCUUGAGGGACCGGUGUUCCAAGGAGACGUUGUAAUCGGUCAUGAAGGUUUUCUUAUAGGCGGAGAAGCAAUUUACAAUGUCUCCGAUGGUAACGUUACUCGUUACGGUGUGUCUACUGGGUACACUGCUCCUGAAUACAACAUCACCCUCAAAGCUACCAAUUCCAUGGCAGCCUAUGAGCUUCUAUAUUAUCAUCGUGUGCAACCUAACAUUGAAGCCGGAGCGAAAGCACGUUGGGACACUACUUCAAGUGAUAAUAAUAUUAGUAUGGAAGUCGGUACCAAAUAUUUCUUGGACCGUGAUACGUUUGUUAAGGCAAAAAUUGAUAACUUUGGUCGUUUGGGUCUUGGAUAUACGCAAGCUCUUCGCCCUGGUGUCAAGAUUUCUAUCGGAGGCAGUUUCGAAACAUCAAAAUUGAGUUCGAAUUCACAUCGAAUUGGUGUUUCUUUCAAUUUAGAAUCAUAA
Acaulospora morrowiae is the source of this 864-nucleotide messenger RNA. Lineage: Eukaryota; Fungi; Glomeromycota; Glomeromycetes; Diversisporales; Acaulosporaceae. The record is from the annotation of a GenBank genome assembly.